This is a messenger RNA of Fonsecaea erecta, 1011 nucleotides long. RefSeq lists its product as hypothetical. The coding region runs from base 1 to 1011 and encodes 336 amino acids. The record is from RefSeq and is a predicted model, not a curated record. Lineage: Eukaryota; Fungi; Ascomycota; Eurotiomycetes; Chaetothyriales; Herpotrichiellaceae. The transcript has 3 exons.
AUGCCAGCACACGAGAGGAAAACCAUCGCCAUCGUUGGCGCAACAGGGAGACAAGGCGGCAGCGUUGCACGCACUUUCCUCUCGGCUCCCCCGUCCUCACGAUGGCAUGUCCGCUGCCUCACGCGCAAUCCUUCGUCUGAAGCUGCCAGGACACUUGCUGCCCUCGGCGCGGAAAUCAUACAAGCCGACCUCUCCUCCGUACCGAGCCUGGUCUCGGGGUUCUCGUCGGCCCAUGCCAUCUUCGUGAACACCAACUACUGGGAAGUGUAUAGGGGCGCCCUGGCCGCCGGGAAGAGCGACGACGAGGCCUCGCAAUUGGCGUACAACAGCGAGAUCAGCUGGGGCAAGAACGCGGCCACGGCAGCGUCGCAGAUCCCCGAGCUUGAGAAAUUCGUGUACUCGGCCUUCGGCUCGAUGAAGAUCGCCUCCGGGGGCAAGUACGCUCGCUGCCACCAUUUCGAGACCAAGGGCGUGGUCGUGGCGUAUAUCUCUGCAGAGCUGCCCCAGCUGGCAGCGAAGACGAGUUAUAUCUAUGCGUCUUCAUAUUCCGACAAUCCGUUGUUGUACCCGCACAGGGUGCCAUUUGGCACACCGUGGAUCGUGUGGCUGGUCUCGAAACUCCCGUUUCUGGUGCGAUUUCUGCCCACUCCUCCUCCUCCAGGGCACCAAGAGAAGUCCAAAGAAAAGAAGCGGUCCCAGGGUUGGGGCCAAUAUCUCAUGGCUCUUCCGGCGAGGAUGUCGAUGAAGAUUCCGGUCUUUAUACCGCACAUGUCGACUGGUGGGUAUGUGCGUUGUCUGGUGGAGGACGAACCAGCAGGGACAAAGCUGUUGGCAGUUGAUUGGUGGAUUGGGCUCGAAGAGGGCAUGAAGACGUGGGAGAAGGUCACGGGCCGGAGGGCUUAUUUCAUUGAGCUCACCGUGCCGCUCCUCUGCCGCAUGACAGGCUUGAAGGAAGAGGUGGUCGACGGCGCCGCUUAUCUGGCCGAAUAUCCUUACAUGUGUGAACUUUGA